Chiroxiphia lanceolata (lance-tailed manakin) is the source of this 896-nucleotide messenger RNA. RefSeq names its product zinc finger protein 3-like. NCBI's taxonomy places the organism in Eukaryota, Metazoa, Chordata, Aves, Passeriformes, Pipridae. The transcript has a single exon. The coding region runs from base 317 to 655 and encodes 112 amino acids. The record is from RefSeq and is a predicted model, not a curated record. Gene Ontology annotation, molecular function: RNA polymerase II cis-regulatory region sequence-specific DNA binding; DNA-binding transcription factor activity, RNA polymerase II-specific. Gene Ontology annotation, biological process: regulation of transcription by RNA polymerase II.
CCAGGAGGAGGGGCUCCAAAGCCAGCCCAGGGUGCUCUGAGGAGGAAAGACCCACCCUGCGCCAGGAAGGUGGCCAGACCUUCAUCCAGGGCCCUGACCUGAUGGUCCACAUUCAGUUUCAACCCAGGGAAAAGCCCUACAGGUGCUUGGAGUGUCGGAAGAGCUUCGCCCAGAUCUCCCACCUCUUCUACCACCAACAGGUACACACUGAGGAGGGGCCCGUGUGAUUGAAAUUGUGAAAGAGCUUCAUCCAGAGCUCCAGGCUUAGCACUCAGCAAUCCCUGCACACUGGGGAACACCCCUACAAGUGCUUGGAAUGUGGAAGAGCUUCAGUUGGAACUCCUGCCUCAUCACCCACCAGCGUCUGCACAGUGGGGAGAAGCCCUACAAGUGUCAGAAAUGUGGGAAGAGCUUCAGCUUGGGCUCCUACCUGAUCCACCACCAGAUGAUCCACAUGGGGGAACGGCCCUACACGUGUGGGGAAUGUGGGAAGAGCUUCAGUGACUGCUCCUACCUCAUCACCCACCAGUGCCGACCCUAUAAGUGCCUGGAGUGUGAGAAGAGCUUCAGCAUCAGGUCCAACCUGAUCCACCACCAGAAGAUCCACACCGGGGAACGGCCCUACGAGUGUCCCAAGUGUGGGAAGAGGUUCUAGACCAGCUCCCAUCUCCUCAUCCAUCAGCAGACGCACACAGGGGAACGGCCCUGCAAGUGUCCUGAGUGUGGAAGAGGUUUUGGAGCAGUUCAUGACUUUUCCUGCAUAAGCAAGGGCACGAGGGGAACAGUGCUGAUCCUGUUGGGAUCUGGUCACCAGUGGUGUCCCACAGAGAUCAGUGCUGGGCCCAGUUCUAUUUAAUAUCUUUAUCGAUGAUUUAGAUGAGGGGAUUGAGUCCACC